AUGUACCAUUAUUCCACUCCACCUCCCGGGUGGUCGACUUUCGAUUACACUACCUCUCCCCCUACCUCUCCUCACUACGCCUACUACGCUACCCAAUUUGCCAGUCCCUUCGCCUCCCCCCGAGGGACCUCGAAGCGUCAUAACCGCAAGGCCAGUUACGCCGCGACGGAAAAGCCUGGAGGAUGGCAAUCCGCGUACGCUCCCAGCUUCUAUGAAGCCACGCCUGAAUAUGGCUCGUCGCCGUCGCCGCGCAAGCACGAUCAUGUUCCAGCAUUCGAUGACAUGGAAACCGCCAAGCGAUCUCGUGCGCGCCGCCAGUCGACUUCCACCCGCAUCCCGCCCAAGCCCAAGCCCGCCUCCUCGUCUCAGCCGCCACCCAAGGCCACCGAGGAAGACGCCGUCCGCGCCGGUAUUCCCGAAGGCUACUCGACCAAGAACUGGGAUCCCACCGAAGCGCCCAUUAUCCUGUUGGGAAGUGUGUUUGAUGCCAACUCGCUGGGCAAGUGGAUCUACGACUGGACGGUGUUUUACCACGGCGCGUCGACUCCGAUGGCCGACGUCGCGGGCGAUCUGUGGUUGUUGCUGAUCAAGCUGGCCGGUAAGGUCAAGCGGGCCGACGAGUGCGUCAACCGGAUCCAGCGGAUCGAAUCGCAGGAGAUUGUGGCGGAUUUCCUCGAGAGUGGCGAGCGGCUGUGGGGACGAUUCAAGAAGCUGCUCAAGGCCUGUGAACAUUUCAUGUGGAAGGCCGCCAAGCGCGAAGGUGGCAAAACCGUAUCGAUGGGCAAGAAUGCGGGCUGUGAAUUCGUCGAGUCGUUAUUCGGACGGGAUCGCGAAUUGGAAAACACAGAGAAGUUGAUGAACAGCAUUCGCCUGUGGAACAUGCGCUUUGACGCCAACUGCGAGGACAUUCUCCGAAAGCCGUCUUCUCCUUAG
Molecule: messenger RNA, 933 nt
Organism: Aspergillus wentii DTO 134E9
Lineage: Eukaryota; Fungi; Ascomycota; Eurotiomycetes; Eurotiales; Aspergillaceae
Exons: 2
Coding region: 1-933 (310 amino acids)
Source: RefSeq, a predicted model, not a curated record